Messenger RNA from Dinoponera quadriceps, 2102 nucleotides. Its product is annotated as synaptic vesicle glycoprotein 2A-like. NCBI's taxonomy places the organism in Eukaryota, Metazoa, Arthropoda, Insecta, Hymenoptera, Formicidae. The transcript is spliced from 12 exons. Gene Ontology annotation, molecular function: transmembrane transporter activity. Gene Ontology annotation, biological process: transmembrane transport. The record is from RefSeq and is a predicted model, not a curated record. Gene Ontology annotation, cellular component: membrane. Bases 390 to 2009 code for a protein of 539 amino acids.
CAGAGCGGCUGCGAACGGGAAGCUGGCCAGAGCUCACUCGCGCUUCUGUAGAAUCCGAUCGAGUUGUACUUGUAAAGUCGACGGUGGAGUCGCGGAUCACGCCGAUAAAAGAAAAUGCACAUCUGAGUCACCGGUGCGCGAGCUUCACCGAUUCUUCUGUGCACGGCGAACGACGCAUAGGAAAUCUCGGCACUUGUCCGACGAUCCGACCGCGACUCAUUUUUUCGGCGUUUAGAAGACUCAACGAGCGAGCGAAUACAAGCAACACCUGGCCGAACGAGAUCGUCACCGAGGUCGGCUACGACCACGACGGGCUUCUAUUUUGAGUGCUGGGAAGCGGGACUACAUCACGUCGAGCGCAGUCGCCUCUUCAGCCCACCGCGUCGGAUAUGCUCGCGAGUGACCGGGACAAUGACAAGAUCGCCACGAUAACCGGCAAUGGUAACGUCCACGAACCCGCGGACUUCGACAAAGCCAUCUCCGCGACUGGCUAUGGACUGUUCAACGUGUUGCUGCUACUCGCCACGCUGCCGAUCGCGUGGACCGCCGUUUUUGACACUACUACCAGCGCGUUCAUCUUAGCGUCGGCUGAAUGCGACCUCGAGCUCACGUUCUUCCGGAAAGGCGUCCUAGUCGCGUUUCCUUACGUAGCUAUGACAACGACCGCAUUCAUCUGGGACUACAUAACGCCCUACGUCGGCAUGAGAAUGCUGUUCAUCCUCGCGUUAUUAGGCGACUCGAUCCUCAACAUCGUGAGCAGCGGCGUACAAUCCUACUAUGUGUUUCUACUAGUUAAGUUCGUCAGCGGUGUUCUCGCGGGCGGCCCGUUGGCGAUGGUGAUGACGUACCUGACGGAAUUUCAUUCGGCGAGGUACAAGCCACGCUUUACCACGUGGGCGGGAUUCCUCUUCGCCGUGGCGAACAUGGUGCCGGCAGUGUUGGGCUUUACGAUACUGCCGUUGGAUUGGCACAUCGACAUCUUCGGGCGAGGCUACAACUCCUGGCGUAUAUACCUGCUGAUCUGCUCGAUACCUCCCGUCAUCGGCCUCAUGACGUCGGCCAUGUUACCGGACAGCCCUAAGUACCUCAUGUCGAUCGGCAGGUCGGACGUCGCCUUGAGGUUACUCAGGCGGAUGUACCACAUGAAUACUGGACAGCCAUUGGAAGCGUUCCCGAUAAAAACGCUGCUGAUUCCGCAAAAGACACAACUGACGCGUCCCGUGCUCGAGGUGAGUCUCGAGAAGAUGCGUGUCUCACUGUACAACACGAAGCUACUGCUAUCGACGGCCUACCUGCCCGCCUUCUGCUUCGUAAGUUUCCUCCAAUUUGGAAGUAUGCUCGGAUUCAACACGAUGAGACUGUGGGUGCCGCAUAUGUUCAUCAUCCUCAACAACUUCAAUGCUAAUAACUGGACGUCGGACACGAGGCCGACCAUGUGCGAGAUGCUGGACCGACGCGCGGCUUUACCGGGUCAGCGUUACCUGAACCGCUCGAAUUUUGACGACGCGUGCUUCGAGUGGACGAUCAAUCCCGUAAUUUACCAGAAUUCCACCAUGAUCGCGUCGUCGGCGGUCGUGUUCUCGUUCCUCGCAGGAUUCAUAAUGAACACGAAGCUUCGCAAGCAGAUCAUAAUACUCACGGCCUUCCUGAUAUCGGUGGCAAGCAGUUUCGGAAUAAAUUGGGCGCAGUCUCCUCCGUACAUGCUGACGCUAGCGGCAGCGGUUAUCGUGACGACAAGAAUAGCGGGUAAUGUCGUUACCGCAGUGAAUGUCGACGUUAUUCCCAUCCCAUUAAGGGCAAGCAGCACCAGCGUCCUCGCGACGAUUGGAAAUAUCGCCGCUAUCGUGGGGAAUUUGAUUUUCUCCGCGCUCUUGGGCACCGAAUGCAUCGUUGCCUUUACCGGGCUUGGCUGCCUCUUCACCGGAUGCUUCUGUUUAUCGCUGUUCUUCCCACAACCCGUGAGAGAAUCGCCGAAGAAACUCGCGCAGGAGAUCACAACGAAAUUGUGACAAAGACGUCGGAGGCAGUCAGGAUCGACGUGCUUAGGAUUGUAAAAAUUUCAUUAAAACAAGGAAAAAGUUGCUAGAUUACGCUUUCGCUGU